Molecule: messenger RNA, 1442 nt
Organism: Amaranthus tricolor (Joseph's coat)
Lineage: Eukaryota; Viridiplantae; Streptophyta; Magnoliopsida; Caryophyllales; Amaranthaceae
Exons: 1
Coding region: 409-1314 (301 amino acids)
Source: RefSeq, a predicted model, not a curated record
UACAAAAAUUUAAUUAAUUUUCAGUUAAUAAAAUACAAAAUUCUUAAAAGCUGGUCAAUCAUUUAAAAGAAAAUAUGAAAUAAAAAUUUAAUUUUUCUUAAAUUAAUAAAAUACGAGAUUUUUAAAAACUGAUCAGGUGAAUUUUUUAUUCUAUUUAAUGUAGUGGGCUUGUCUAACUACAAGAUUUGUUUUCCUUUCAUUUUCCUCCAUAGAUGCCCAUGUUCUUCCUUUUGCUCAAACCUUCCAAUUAGCCCUUAUUCUCCCCUCUAUCCUUACUCAAGCCCAAAAAACCUAUUUUUUUUCCCUCUUUUUCCAUAAUCAAAUCCUAUUGUUUUCUAUUAAAAUUGCUCAAAAUCAAUCAAACCCAUUAAUUUUUUAGGGUUUAAUUUUUCUGGGUUUUGAUAAAAAAUGAGAAAUAUAGCAACUUGUUACAGUGAACAUGCUGUAAAAGUUUCAGAUUCUUAUUGUUCAGGACCAUUAAACAAGUCUUAUAUAUCUCCAAAAUCAUCAUUUUCAAUCCAAAAUGUUGUCUCAUGUACAUACAAAACCCAGAUUUCUAACCAAAAAUGUCUUUACAUCACAAUUUCAUGGUGUAAUAAGCUAAUUUGUCAGGGCUUUUUCAUCAAAAUCAGUGAAAAAAAUUCAGGGCAAAAUCCAAAUGAUUUUCAUGAAUUUCCCAAAAUGAAAGGAACCAAAUACUUUGAAGAAUUUAGGGUUCAUUGGGAUGUUUCUUCAGCAAUUUUUGAAGCCGGCCCGAAACCCAUCAAAGGAUUUUACAUACUAAUCAUGGUAGAUUCAAAAUUUUCUGUUGUAAUAGGAGAUAUGGAAGAUGAUCCAAUAGUAAAAAACAUGAUCAAAGGUUUAAUUUCUCCUAAACUUAGAUUAAUCUCUCAAUGUGAGAAUUUUAAUGGGGAUUUGUCGAAUCAAAUAUCAACCAAAGCAAGAUUUAGUGAUGCAGGUGAAGAACAUGAAAUCAUGAUCAAAUCCGGGCCGGAAGAAGACGGGCCAAGAAGCCCGAUUGUAUCAAUAUUGAUUGAUAAAAAAAGGGUAAUUAAGAUUAAGAGAUUACAAUGGAACUUUAGAGGAAAUCAGGUGAUAUUUGUGGAUGGGUUGUUGGUAGAUGUAAUGUGGGAUUUUGAUCAAACAGUUGGUAGGUUUAAUAAUGGUGGAAAUGGGAUUUUCAUGUUUAGAACAAGAAGUGGGUUGGAUAGUAGACUUUGGUUAGAAGAAGAAGAAAGAAAUUUAGUUGAUAAAAAUUAUGAAAAAUCUUAUUUUUCUUUGAUUAUCUGUGCAUCUAAUAAGAAUCCUAGUUGAAUGUUGAUCAUACUCUGUUUCUUUUUUUUUUUUUUUUAGUAUUUUUUUUUUAGUUUUUAAGAUGAUUUUUUCUUUGUAAAUUAUAUACCAAUUACCAUAAUAUAAUGAAUGAAGUAAUUAUUUGUGAA